AUGGAAAGUCGGUGCUACAGCCGGAGUUUUCGUGGCAUGGGCGGUCUCCUAGUUGGCUGCCGUGACCUGGGGGAGGCACUGCGCCGCGUCUGCGAGGGCGCCACCAUGAUCCGCACGAAGGGGGAGGCUGGCACCGGCAACGUCGUCGAGGUCGUGCGCCACGUCCGCUCCGUCAUGUGGGACAUCCGCGUGCUGCGCAACAUGGACGGCGACGAGGUCUUCGCCUACGCCAAGUGCAUCGCCAUGCCCUAUGACCUCGUCAUGCAGACUACAAAGCAGCUGGGCCGCCUCCCCGUCGUCCAGUUUGCCACCGGGGGAGUAGCCACCCCCGCUGACGCCGCGCUCAUGAUGCAGCUCGGCUGCGACGGCGUCUCCGUCGGCUCCGGCAUCUUCAAGAGCGGCGACCCGGCGCGGCGGGCGCGUGCCAUCGUGCCGGCCGUCACACACUACAGCGACCCGGAGAUCCUCGCCGACGUCAGCUCAGGCCUCAGGGAGGCCAUGGUCGGGAUCAACCUCUCUGCCCCAAAGGUCGAGCGCUACGCCGCGCGCUCCGAGUAG
Messenger RNA from Miscanthus lutarioriparius, 558 nucleotides. The record is from the annotation of a GenBank genome assembly. NCBI's taxonomy places the organism in Eukaryota, Viridiplantae, Streptophyta, Magnoliopsida, Poales, Poaceae.